AAAGGUGAGUGCACAACAUCUGGACUGCAGCGCCAUCGGCCGUUCCAAAUCAAUCCUCUUCUCCACUCCUACUUGGACAGGUGUUUGAAUAAAUUACUCCGCCUCAAAGCGAAGACCUUAUAUUGAGCAUCAUGUGCUGCAGGAAGAACCAACCACGCUACGUCUCCUACCAAUCUCGUCAACGAGGCUGCUGCUCUUCCCAGCGCCAGCGACAAGUCCAUCAAAUCACUCCGUACUACAGUCCCCUUGGUGGUGCCGUACCCAUCGAGCCCCAAGCAUACGCGCCGAUAGCCGUCAACGCGCCCUACCCAGAACUCCAAUCCGGAUUCGACUUUCCCCACGUGCGAGGACCUUUCAGCAUGGCUGCAGCACUUAUCCUAGGCCUGAGUCUCGGUGCGCAGAAGAUCCAGGAGAAGCGCGAGAAGAAGAAGGAGAAAAAGGCCUUGAUGGAGUUUGCGAAUGAGCAGCGAGAGGCGAAGUUGAGGAAGGAUCGGUCGUCGAGGAAGAGCGAGGAGGCUAGGAGCGAGGAAAGGAGGAGAAGCGAGAGUCUUGAGCGGGAUGAAGUGCCGCCGCCAAGUUACGAGGAUGCUGUAGGGGAGAGCGCGUACCAGAGGGGGCGAUAGGAGGCACUGGGCGAUUGUGAAUGAGAGACGGACGGAUUAUGAACUUAGGGAAGAGCUGCGACGAAAAGAAUGGGAUGUCUAGGACGCGUCUUCUUCAUUGCAAAUUCUUUCUGCAUUUCGAAUGUUUGCAUUCAUCUAUCUACGAAGUCUUGGCGACCAAGGUGUUUUAUCUUUUCCUGAGUACCGA
Paraphaeosphaeria sporulosa is the source of this 810-nucleotide messenger RNA. RefSeq lists its product as uncharacterized. NCBI's taxonomy places the organism in Eukaryota, Fungi, Ascomycota, Dothideomycetes, Pleosporales, Didymosphaeriaceae. The coding region runs from base 132 to 623 and encodes 163 amino acids. The record is from RefSeq and is a predicted model, not a curated record. The transcript has a single exon.